UGUAAAUUAGAGUCUUCAGUUGAGGAAACUCCAUAUUGGCAAUAUAUUUCGCAUAUCGCAUCCGAUUUCGAGCGGCACCAUGUCAAAACAGCCGACAGUUAUAUUGCUGCUGCUAAUCGCUGCGGUUGCGCAGGAGACCGCAAAAUGUGUAACGGCCGUGCAAGAUUUGCCCGACAACUUCCCCAAAUGCAAACGCGAUGCAAACUUUGACAAGUGUCUGGUGGAUGCUGUCAAUCAGGCCAUACAAUUGCUCAAAAGUGGCAAUAAAGAACUCGGCAUUCCGCCACUAGAGCCGCUGACCGUGAAGAAACUAGUUAUAGACGCCGGCAAUGCGCCUAUAAAUCUUCGUCAAGCCUUGAAAAAUGUGAAGGUGCAUGAUAUGAUCUCGACUAGCAAGAUCCAACGCUAUAGAACCGAUUUGGAUAAGCAUUUAAUUAUCUGUGAUAGUAAAACUGACCGCAUUGAAAUGAUAGGCGAUUAUGAAAUGUCUGGUCGCAUUUUACUGCUGCCUAUUACAGGCCAUGGCAAAGCCAAUAUUACACUUGUCAAUACCAAAAUCGAGCACCGUCUGAUUGGAGAACCCUUUGAAAAGGAUGGUGUUAAGUAUAUGCGACUGAAGGAGUACCGCGUUGUCAUGGAUCCUAAGCGCGUUUAUUUACAUUUUGAAAACCUCUUUAAUGAUAAAACUCUGUCUGAGGGAAUGAAUCGCUUCCUGAAUGAAAACUGGGAGACGGUCUUCAACGAAUUGAAGGUUGGCUACUCCAAGAGCUUUGGUCUGGUAUUCCGAGAGCUCUCGAAUAAAAUAUUUGAGAAAGUACCCUUUGAUAAUAUAUUUUUAAGUUAGUUUGGAUAAGUGGUUGGCAAGUAUGUCUCUAACUUAAGUAUUCUAUAAAUUAAUUAAUAAAUUCUAGUAAACGGUUUUAUG
Molecule: messenger RNA, 925 nt
Organism: Drosophila montana
Lineage: Eukaryota; Metazoa; Arthropoda; Insecta; Diptera; Drosophilidae
Gene: Jhbp12
Product: Juvenile hormone binding protein 12
Exons: 4
Coding region: 80-844 (254 amino acids)
Source: RefSeq, a predicted model, not a curated record